CAUGAAAUGUCCCAGAACACCCCGACACUUCUUUUGAUCUCAUCGCUCUCUGUUUCUCUUCUUCCCCAAAAUCAAAAUUCCCACACCAAAACAUCGAUCCUAUAAACUCCAGAAGCUCCCAAAAUGGUGUGCAUACGCAAGGCAACCAUCAAUGACCUCCUGGCGAUGCAAGCCUGCAACCUCUUCUGCCUCCCUGAGAGCUACCAGAUGAAGUACUACCUCCUCCACAUCCUCUCAUGGCCGCAGCUCCUCUACGUCGCCGAAGACUACAACGGCCGCAUCGUCGGCUACGUCCUCACCAAGAUGGAGGAGGAGAGCGACGAGUGCCACGGCCACAUCACCUCCCUCGCCGUCCUUCGCACCCACCGCAAACUCGGCCUCGCCACCAAGCUCAUGAGCGCCGCCCAGAACGCCAUGGAACAGGUGUUCGCGGCGGAGUACGUGUCGCUUCACGUGAGGAAGAGCAAUCGGGCGGCAUGCAAUUUGUACACGGGAACUUUAGGGUAUAAGAUUCAUGAUGUGGAGGCGAAGUACUAUGCCGAUGGGGAAGAUGCUUAUGAUAUGAGGAAGGAGCUCAGGGGGAAGAAGGUGCAUGGACAUAGUCAUGGGCAACACCACCAUCAUCACCAUCAUGAAGGUGGGUGUUGCUCAGGGGAGGCGGUGAAACCAGAGAAGGCGGAGGCGAGGAAGGUCGAGAGAGGGAAUGCUAAGGCGGAGGCCAAAGCGGUUUGAGAGUGAGAGGUAAAUUGGGUUAUUUGGGGGGCUUUCUGUUGUUUUACUUUAUAUAUGGUUUUGAUGCUUAGCGUUUGUAUUGCAAUUUGACAAAUGCAUAUGAGGAUUCGGAAUAAGUUGUUGAUGUUUAAUACUUACUCUGCAUUAAGUGAUUUAUGUUGUAAUUUCAUGUUUAUUUUCUGUUCGUUGUGUC
Molecule: messenger RNA, 925 nt
Organism: Pyrus x bretschneideri (Chinese white pear)
Lineage: Eukaryota; Viridiplantae; Streptophyta; Magnoliopsida; Rosales; Rosaceae
Product: N-terminal acetyltransferase A complex catalytic subunit NAA10
Exons: 1
Coding region: 124-732 (202 amino acids)
Biological process (GO): N-terminal peptidyl-glutamic acid acetylation
Cellular component (GO): NatA complex
Molecular function (GO): protein-N-terminal-glutamate acetyltransferase activity; protein N-terminal-serine acetyltransferase activity
Source: RefSeq, a predicted model, not a curated record